This is a messenger RNA of Pseudophryne corroboree (corroboree frog), 5267 nucleotides long. RefSeq names its product zinc finger protein 271-like. The record is from RefSeq and is a predicted model, not a curated record. The transcript has 4 exons. Lineage: Eukaryota; Metazoa; Chordata; Amphibia; Anura; Myobatrachidae. The coding region runs from base 441 to 3527 and encodes 1028 amino acids.
AAAACACAAACUAUGUUCUACAAAUACGACAAUUUAUAUCACACUGGAAUUACUAGAGUAACACAUUAUUUAGCGAUAGUGUCUUCAGUGCAGGGCCGCGGCGGCCAUUUUCUUGUAGGCUGUCAGGCACAACCCUGGUUUUCAUAUCAUAUAUCCACCAACUGCAUACGUGUUAUAAUGUGAGGCCGUUGCGGGCAGCGAGGCGGAGUUACAGGACUAACCAGUAGUAAAGACAUCUGUGGAACAUGUGACAUCCGAUGCCUGUGUGUCAGUCAAAUAUAUUACUCUGUGCCCCAUUACGCUGCUUUAUCCUCAUUCACUGAUACAUGAGAGACACACUGACCAGAAGAUCCUGGAACUCACCAACAAGAUCAUUCAGCUGCUGACUGGAGAGGAGGGGGAGUGUAUAGAAGGAAAGAGGGGUCUGUACAAAGGACGUGAUGAUGGAAAAUCACCGGCCCCUCACAUCACCAGAACUAUCUAAAGAUCCACCUGCUCAUAUUACAGAAGAAUUGGUGUCCUGUGAAGAGGAGAUUUUGCCGCAAAUUGACAGUUCUACAGCUACAGAUAGUACAUCUACUCAUAUUAAGGGGGAAUCAGUCUCCUGUGAUGGAGGAGACCUCUCAGGCACUGACAUUUGUACACCCCCAGAUCAUGCACAGUAUACAUCUACUGAUAUUAAGGAGGAAUCAGUCUCAUGUGAUGGAGAAGACCUCACACACACUGAUAAUUAUAAACCCACAGAUCAUACACAGAAUACAUCUACUCAUAUUAAGGAGGAACCGGCCUCAUGUGGUGGAGAAGACCUCACACAGACUGAUAAUUAUACAUCCCCAGAUCAUACACUGGGUACAUCUACUGAUAUUAAAGUGGUGCUGGUCUCAUGUGAUGGGGAAGACCUCGCAGACCCUGACAACUGUACACCCACAGAACAUACACAGUAUAGAGCUACUCAUAUUAAGGAGGAGUCAGUCCCAUGUGAUAGAGGAGACCUCACGCACACUGACAUGUAUACACCCCCAGAUCAUACACGGUUUACAUCUACUGAUAUUAAGGUGGUUCUGGUCUCAUGUGAUGGAGAAGACCACACAGAGACUGACAAUUAUUCUCCCACAGAUCAUACACAGUAUACAGCUCAUCAAAUUAGAGAAGGAUCAGUUUCAUGUGGAGAAGGACAACUGGCACACACUAACAUUUAUAUGCCCACAGAUUACGCACAAUAUACAAUUAGUCAUUAUGAGGAGGAAAUGGGAUCUUGUUCCAAUGGUGAGAACCUCUUCAGCUGUGUUAGUCCCCAAAGUAAGAAAACGAGCAAUCGCACUGAAGACAAAUGUUGGUGCUGCUCCGUAUGUGGGGAGUAUUUUAACUUUAAAUCAUAUCUUGUACACCAGAGAACCCAUAAAGCAGAGAAGCCAUAUUCUUGCUCAGAUUGCGGGAAAUGUUUUGCUAGAAAACCAGACUUUCUUACACAUCAGAGAACUCACACAGGAGAGAAGCCGUAUUUGUGCCCCGACUGUGGGAAAAGUUUUUCCCGGAAAUCAAACUUCCAUUCACACCAGAAAACUCACACAGGAGAUAAACCCUUUACCUGCUUAGAAUGUGGGAAAGGCUUUACCAGAAAAGCAAACUUUCUUAUACAUCAGAGAAUUCACGCAGGAGAAAAGCCCUUUUUUUGCGCUGAAUGUGGGAAAUGUUUUACCAGCAGAGCAAACUUUGUUUCUCACCAGAGGACUCACACCGGAGACAGACCCUUUUCUUGCUCUGAAUGUGGCAAAGGUUUUGGCCGCAAAUCUCAGCUUGACUUACACCAGAGACGUCACACGGGAGAGAGGCCGUAUCCCUGCCCAGAGUGUGGGAAGUGUUUCAGCAGUAAUUCAGAGCUUGCUAGACAUCGGAAAGUCCAUGCAGUAGAAAGUCCUUAUGCUUGUUCUGAAUGUGGGAAAUGUUUUGCCAAAAAGUCAGUCUUCGUUGCCCAUCAGAAAAUCCACACCGGAGAGAGGCCGUAUCCUUGUACUGAGUGUGGGAAAUGUUUCAAACAGAAAUCGCAACUCAACAGGCACAUUAGAAGCCACACGGGGGAGAGGCCGUAUUCCUGCUCCGAGUGCGGGAAGACUUUUACUAGCAGUGGAAACCUUCUUAUACACCGGAGAAUUCACACUGGAGAGAAGACGUACUCCUGCCCCGAAUGCGGCAAGUGUUUUUACCAAAAAUCGCAGCUUAAUACGCACCUCAGAAUGCACAGGGGAGAUCGACCGUAUUCCUGCUCCGAAUGCGGGAAAUGUUUUACUAGCCGAGCCAAUGUGCUUAUGCAUCAAAGGACUCACACCGGAGAGAAGCUCUACGGUUGCGAAGAGUGUGGCAAGUAUUUUACCAGGAAGGCCAACCUUUCCACGCACCAGAGAUCCCACACGGGAGUGAAGCCAUAUUCCUGCUCUGAGUGCGGGAAGAGCUUUACUAGGAGAACUAAUUUCAUUACACACCAGAGAAUUCACGCUGGCGAGAAACCGUUUUCUUGUCCCGAUUGUGAGAAAUGUUUUACCAGUCGGGCAAAUUUACUUUCACAUCAGAGAAGACACACGGGUGAGAAGCCACAUCCGUGCGCUGAAUGCGGUAGGUGCUUUAGGCAUAAGUCACAGCUUACUGUGCACCAGAGAAGUCACACGGGAGAGAGGCCGUACCCGUGCCUAGAGUGUGGGAGAUGCUUCAGCAGUAACUGGGAACUUGUUAGUCACCAGAGAACUCACACGGGAGAGAGGCCUUACCGGUGCCUAGAGUGUGCGAGAUGCUUUAGCAGUAACGCGCAACUUGUUAGACACCAGAGAAGUCACACGGGAGAGAGUCCACACCGGUGCCUAGAGUGUGGGAGAUGCUUCAGCAGUAACUCGCAACUUGUUAGUCACCAGAGAACUCACACAGGGGAGAGGCCAUACCGGUGCCUAGAGUGUGCGAAAUGCUUUAGCAGUAGCUCAGAACUUGUUAGACACCAGAGAAGUCACUUGGGAGGGAGGCCACACCGGUGCCUAGAGUGUGGGAGAUGCUUCAGAAGUAACUCAGAACUUGUUGGACACCAGAGAAGUCACACGGGAGAGAAGCCAUACCGGUGCAUAGAGUGUGGGAGACGCCUUAGUAGUAGCUCUGAACUCUUUAGUCACCAGAGAAGUCACAUGGGAGAGAGGCCAUAUUCCUGUGCUGAGUGUGGGAAAUGCUUCACAAGGAAGGUGAUUUAUAUAAUGCAUCAAAGAGCUCACACAGGGGAGAAACCAUUCCUCUGCUCAGAGUGUGGGAAACGUUUCGCUAGAAAAUCAAUAUUUCUCAUGCAUCGGAGGAUCCACAAAGGAGAGAAGUUGUAUUCAUGCUCCAAGUGUGGGAAGCGCUUCAAGCAGAAAUCACAGCUUAAUGCACAUCGGAGAAGUCACGGGGAAGUCAUGUAUCCUUGCUCUGAGUGUGGGAAACGUUUUAGGAGCAACUUGCGACGUGUCAGACACGAAAGAAGUCACACUGGGGAGAUACUAAAAUUCAUUCUCUGAAUGUGGAAAUACUUUUAUUAGGAAAACAUUUCUUUAUUAUGCAUCAGAGAAUUCAAAUGGGAGACAGACUAUGGGGCUAAUUCUUAGUCGUGGACAGCUACUUCCUUAUGCUAAUGCAAGAUUCCUUUUGGAUAAUGAGCAGGAUCGUGUGCGUGCAAGCGGAAACAAGUGCCGGCUGCAACAAUAAUCUUCAUUAGUACCUGCACUUGCACCAGCCACACACCAGUGCAAGAGAUCCAUGAGAACCAGGCUGCCCUUCCCCGUACCACGACUCAGAAUCACCCCCCCCCCCCCCCCCACCACCACCACCACCACACACACACCUAUCCCAGUUUCCACCCCAAAUUGCCCUAUUCUAUGGAAGGAAAUCCAGCCAAGUUGUGUCCGACUCGAAAUAGGAUGGGCAUUCGCAAAAAUGAAUACUGUGCAGAUGCAUAAAUUUGGCAUUGUCAAAAUCUCAAUGCGACACAGAACAAAAGAGUAUAUAGCCUUGUCCGGUAUCCGGUCUUUAGGUUGACAGUAAAAAGGUCAAGCACGGUCUGUCGACAUGGUCAAAUGGCCGACACAUCAUAUGGUUGACAUGAGUAUUUCAAAAUUGUCAUUCAUUUGUAUAACUUUUUCAUCCUUUAUCAUCCACAUGGACUAUGAAAUUGAAUGGUGCCAAGCGCACCCGUAGCGGAAUGAGGCACCUAGCGGAGUGAGCCACCAUGUGUUAUGAGUUAAAAAUUGACACCCCAGAAACUUUAAAAAACUAACGUCGACCUUUUCAUAUGUCGACAAUUUUCACGUCGACCUUUUGCUCCUGUCAGCCUUUUUCUCAUGUCAAUCUUUUGCUGUUGACCUAGACACUGUUGACCUUUUUUACUGUCGACCUAAUGAACCAUACCACCUUUUUUUUUGUCAUUUUUUUUUUAUAUCCGAUAAAAAUAAAACCUUUUGUACUGUUAAUUUUUGUUUACAUUGUGGGGAAUGUGCGAUUUCAUCAUUCAGAACUUGAACACCAGAAAAGUCACAAUGGAGAGAAACUAAGGCCAAGUUCGGUGGCUGCACGGGAUGCCGACCAAACUCUGACUUUUUUUUUUUUUUAAAGGGGCAAUCAUGGCUUGUACAUCAUUGUCCCUUUAAAAAAAAGUCAGAGUUCAGCCGCCGAACUAGGAACUUCAUUACAUCCCACCCACGGUCUUUGUCUACACACACAUUUUGCUGCACACAAGAUCAGUCAUAGGCAACAUGAUUCAAUUUUGGGGCCACAUAGGGUGAUCUCCUAAUCUUCCAAAGGGCCACACGUUGCUCUAAACCUCAGUAGGAAGUUAAAUGAAUACAUUCGAUCAAUGAAAGCGAUAACCUAUCAGCAGGCAUUUGAAAAAGUGUUACAAGCGCUGACAAACAAACGUGACAGCAAAGCAGGAUGAAGCUGGGGACUUCAAGUGAGGUUCAGGGGAACUGCCUGGUGCCCAUCGCUGCACCCAAUAAUUCAUAGAGGGGAGCAUUAAUAUUGUAAUUAAUGUCACGUGUUUCCGAAGCAAUCGACAUCUUUUAGGGUAUCAUGUAGUUCACACAGGAGUGAGACCAAAUUCUUUUGCAGAAUAUGGCAAAUGUUUGGCUUGUACAGCUCUUGUAAGAUGUCAGCAAAAAGCAAUAUGCAUGAGAAAAUACACAAGUAGAAAGUUUGUUAGCUAAUGUAGAUGUGUAGCUUGCUGUCUGUCAUAUACUGAUGAAUAAAAUAACUUUACAUUGAAA